ACGAAUUAAUAGAUAGGUAUAUAAAGUAUAUAAGAGUAAAUAACAUUAUGUUAGACUUUUGAUCUGUUACUCAAUUGAACAAUAUGUUCAAGUUACUAGUUUUCGUUUUUGCUAUUACAACAGUGAUCGCUUAUGAAACAGCUUUUCAAUACCCAGUGACCUGCCCACCUUUUGACCCAUCGGCACCUCCAGUCUACGAACCUGACCCAUACUACUGUGAUAUAUUUUACGAAUGCUCUGGAAGUACUCCCUUCCAAUUCCACUGUGCUCCUGGAACAAACUUCGACAUCAAGACGAAUCUAUGUGAAUUCAAUGUUGACUGUGGAGACCGUUCAACAACUGUAGGAACAACGACCGAAGGAACACAACCCCCAAAAUUUUAAUCAAAUAAUGAUAAUAAAGAUAUGCCCAAACUUUAAUAAAACUUGAACCAUU
Diabrotica virgifera virgifera (western corn rootworm) is the source of this 435-nucleotide messenger RNA. RefSeq names its product U-scoloptoxin(01)-Tl1a-like. Gene Ontology annotation, molecular function: chitin binding. The coding region runs from base 84 to 383 and encodes 99 amino acids. The transcript is spliced from 2 exons. The record is from RefSeq and is a predicted model, not a curated record. Gene Ontology annotation, cellular component: extracellular region. NCBI's taxonomy places the organism in Eukaryota, Metazoa, Arthropoda, Insecta, Coleoptera, Chrysomelidae.